This is a messenger RNA of Lymnaea stagnalis (great pond snail), 1899 nucleotides long. Lineage: Eukaryota; Metazoa; Mollusca; Gastropoda; Lymnaeidae. The record is from the annotation of a GenBank genome assembly.
GUAACAGACUCUUUCGUAUGGUCAGUUAAUAAGCAAAGCUCAACAUUUAAUCCGUGUCAAAUUACCGAAAUCACAAGAUGAACAUCACUGUCUCGCAUCCCGGGCAGCAUGAAGACAGCUUUAAACCAACAGUCGCCCUGAGCCUCAUUGCCGCACUGGCCACUGCUUACCUCCUGACCAAACGUUCACGGCCACAGCCUCCUGGCCCGUGGGUUAUAUUGCCAGGUACGACUGAGUAUAUAUAUAUGUAUUAUACAGUUCACCAUAAUAUCCCUAGUUUUCUGUAUUCUGUCUCCUUGGACUGCUCGUCGUAUUCGGUACCAGUGAACAAUGAAGCACGAUACUUGAGUUUGACACAAGACUUUGAGCUCACAAAAACAAACAUAGAAUUUUUUAGAAAAAAAAUGCUUAAUAUAAAGAAAUCUUUAAUAUUUUUGUUUUAAUAAAAACGAUUUUAUGGAUGUUGGAAAGUCUUUGGAUUCUGCUACCGUGAUACUCAGUGACCACCAGGCAGAAAUUAAUAAGCAAGAAAUUAUAUAAAAUAUGCUUAUAGAAUACUUGUUGAAAAUAUUGUUAAGAGUCCUUACCUACGAAGUGUUUUGUGCUAGUUGGACAGCAAAGACGAGCUAUUCCAUUGUAAUGCUUUUAGAAAUGCUUAACUUACUAUAAAUACUUACCUUUGAAGGUAUUGGACAUCUUCUGAGAUUUGCCAAGGAUCCGGUGGACCAACUCCGAGUGUUGAGAAAACAAUAUGGCGAUGUGUUCAAAGUCUACAUGGGGACCAUGCCAGUUGUGUUCAUCAAUGGAUAUGACGUGGUGCAUGAAGUACUACAUGUCAGGGGGGCUGAAUUCGCGCAACGCCCCCAAACAUUUAUUGCCGACAGCUUGGCGGACCAUAAAGGUAAAUUGAUUAGAGAAUUUUUUUAAACAUUUCUGUUUAUAAAUUUGUUGAGCAGAUAUAAAUUGUUUCUGUACGUAACGUGUUUAAAGCCAACCUUCUGUUUCUCCUACUCUUGCUCAUCAACAUAACUUAAUGUAGAAUCUAGAAGUGUCAAAAUGUGCGCUCACCAACAUAGCCUUAUGUACAAUCUAUAGGUGUCAAAUGUGCGCUUAUUAACGUAACCUAAUGUAGAACUUGAAAUUUCAAAAUGUGCACUCAUCAUCAUAACCUUUAUUUAGUUUCUAGAAGGGUCAAAAUAUGUGCUCAUUAAAUAACCUUUAUGUAGAGCCUGUAGUGUCAAAAUCUGGCUAAAACAAACUUUGUGUCAUAACAGUUACAAUGAACUUAUUGUAUUUUGAAUUCUUUUGUAGCACCAUGUGUUUGUUUAAGAAAUUCUAACUUGAUGAAAUGCAUAAUGUUGAACGAUACUAUCAAGGGGCAUAUUACUAGUAUAUUUUUUUAUGCAGCGCUGCAAUCAUUAUCUGUAGUCGAUUCUGUACAUGGUAUUGGGCGAUGUUAAAAUAUUGCUUUUUAAUGUGCCUGACUUUAUCGAUGUGUGAUGUUGUAAUACAAACAGUGUUAAUGAACCCAAACAAUCAUUUUCCUCACCUAGGAUUGUUAAACACAAGUGGACAUGUCUGGACGGAGCAGAAGCAAAAUAUUGUGAAGACGUUACGCAAGCUGACCGCAGCUGGUGGACUCUUGGAGCGCUACAUGGAGACUGCUUUGAACAAUUUGGCUGACAACUUCAACUGUCUGAUACAGAAGGGGGAGGGUGGACAAGUCGAUGUUUGAAGACGUUACGCAAGCUGACCGCAGCUGGUGGACUCUUGGAGCGCUACAUGGAGACUGCUUUGAACAAUUUGGCUGACAACUUCAACUGUCUGAUACAGAAGGGGGAGGGUGGACAAGUCGAUGUCGCACCUUUGUUGAAGAGGUCCGUUUGCUCAAUAUCCUUC